AUGUCUUCUUCAGUAAGCAGGGCAGACAUUCGCACACCUGUCAAAUCUACACCACAGAAGCCCACGGCUGUCGUCGAUAGCCCAGGCACUUGGAGGCAUCCCCGUCUGAACGAGAUUACGAGACGGCGCAAUGCCACUACAUUUUCCGAGAAGAACGUGAGAAGCAUCGCGCUCAACAUUGCCUUCCUGGUCAGCUUGUGGCUCUCGCAGGUUCUCGCACGAUCUUACAUCCCCGCGCAGUGGUUUAGCGCUUCUCUGCGAUUCUACCUUGGCUGGGCGUACUAUGCGAUCCAACUCAUUCCCCUAGGCAACAUCGGCAUGGCCAUGCUGCCACUUUUCCGGCCCGCUGACGACCUUGCCGACAUCCCUCUGACACCCGCUCAGCGCAAGCUCCUCGGCCUGCCGCCUAGUGCAGCCACUGCUACGCCAGAUGCUGUCUACAGCACCCCGCCGCGAUACUCGCGAACUCCAUCUCUGGCCGGAUCUCCUGCAAGCAACCGCAGUUUCUCUGGCUCUCCUCUGUCAGGACGGGGCAGUCCUGCGCUCGGCUCGUCCUUGAACGGGCAAUCUUACUCCCCUUCUCCUCUGAACAACAGCAACAACAGCCCCUCCAAGUUUUCGGCAAGCUUUAACAGCACCCGAAGGUCAUCCUUUGGCUCUUCGACCAACUUGGGAGCGAGCACAAGCUCGUCCCUUUUCCCUGACCCUGGCACGCCUAGCCCUUCAGCUGGUAAGCGCACUAGUGUUGGCUUGAACAACAAAUGGCUUUACGAGCGGGGAAGGCGGUCAUCUGGAGGCACCUGGCUGCACUGA
Messenger RNA from Colletotrichum truncatum, 813 nucleotides. Lineage: Eukaryota; Fungi; Ascomycota; Sordariomycetes; Glomerellales; Glomerellaceae. The record is from RefSeq and is a predicted model, not a curated record.